Messenger RNA from Diatraea saccharalis (sugarcane borer), 786 nucleotides. The record is from the annotation of a GenBank genome assembly. Lineage: Eukaryota; Metazoa; Arthropoda; Insecta; Lepidoptera; Crambidae.
AUGACUGAUAAUGUAGAGUCUGUGGAACAAACUAACAAAAUGUAUAGUGGCAGUGAUAUCAAAGGUUGGGGUGUAAGACACACACAAUGCAUUUUAUUAUUUUUAACGUUAUCUUGCGCGUACCUCGUUAGGUCUUUUAUGGCUGUAGCACUUGUUGCAAUGGUACACAAUGAGAAUACUCAAAUGAAAAACAAUAUGUCGAUUUCAUACUCGUAUAUUGGUAUUGACAAUUCAACAAAUACAAGUAAUGUUCCAAUAUCCAAAGAAGAUUUUAAACUUGAUGGCAUUUUCAAUACAAUGCUGAUCAUACCUCCAAGAAUAUUCCCUGUUCCAUGGAGGAAAAUAUUAAGUUGUCCUGGCUUAGUAGCAAUUGUUGCUUCUCAUAUCGGUUUCACUUGGGGAAAAUUAACAAUAUUAACAGAGAUUCCGUCAUAUAUGGAUAAAGUUAUGGGGGUCAACAUUAAAACAGUGAAUCACGUUGAUAUUUCCCCGAAUUUUGCUGGUACCAUGAUGAGUAUCAGCAACUUUGUUGGAAACGCGAUUGGCUCAUUAUCUCCUGUAGUCGCGGGGCUUAUACUCACCGACGUGACGAAUCCUCUACUUUGGAGACAAGUAUUUUUUAUUUCUGCUGGAUUUUAUUUCAUUACGAACUUGUUCUAUCUAAUUUUUGGUACCGGCGAAUUGGCUGAAUGGAAUGAUCCAACUUGUUAUAACGAAGUACCAUUACAUGAGACGACCAAAAUCGAAACGGAUGCUGCUAAUUUAGAAAGUGAUCAGUUAUUAUAG